Messenger RNA from Hemiscyllium ocellatum (epaulette shark), 12249 nucleotides. It is a transcript of the gene ush2a, whose product is annotated as Usher syndrome 2A (autosomal recessive, mild). NCBI's taxonomy places the organism in Eukaryota, Metazoa, Chordata, Chondrichthyes, Orectolobiformes, Hemiscylliidae. The record is from RefSeq and is a predicted model, not a curated record. Gene Ontology annotation, molecular function: protein binding.
AUGCAGGGUUAUUUUCCAAGUUUGGAAAGCAUAGCAACACACAGAAGUUUAUUAACUGUGCCAUCUGAAACCACAUGUGGUUUGCCAGUUAGAAACACCUGUCUUAGCACAACUGCUGUGGAAAGCAUAUUGCCCUGUAACCAGCAAUUCUACAUUCAAGAGUACCCUCAUAGAAAUUCUUUCUAUGCUGAUCUUGUAUCUGGAUCCUUCGACACUUAUAGCACUUAGGACAAUUAUGAUUUGAGACCAGGCUCUUCAAAGAAUGGCACCAGUUUUAUAUUUUGGAAUCAAACAGAAUGUUACACUACACCUCCUCUUCAAAAUCUUGGAUUUGGAAGUUCAUUUACCUUAACAGUACUGUUGCAACCUCACCUUGAGGAUGUAAUGUAAGUAAUGCAACAGAUUUUCCAAUGGCCAGAUACGUUUUCUAAUGCAGAGAUGGAAAUUGCAAAUGGGACCUUGCAGAACUCCAUUGUAGCAGACCUGAAAGGAGUAGCCUCGGAAACUGAAGAAUCCGCUGGACAGUUCCCCUACUCCUGGAACCUCCUGAAAUUUUGGUUUGAACUCAAUGGUCUAAAUGGAUCAAAUGUCAAUGCAGAACACGAAGUAGACAGUGAUCAUUGUAUGAUGGGUGACAAUCCAAAGGAAGAAAAAUCAACUGAUGUAUUCAAACUAACAAUAUCAGGAAGAGGAAUCAUGUUUUAUUAUCAUAGAUCUGUUGGCUUGCAGCCACCAGUAAUGGUGAAUACACGUGCAAAAAUCUAUUCCAACAGAUGGACUCAUCUGGCAAAUCAGAAUCUGACCAUAUGCACAAUGCUGAUGUCAUUGGCCAUUUUGGAGGAAAUCAGUUUGGCCUUGCUUGCUGCCUUGCAGCGUGAACACCUCCAACAAUUUGCCAGAAUGAAAUACGCUUUGGGAUUUGCAGCCAAAUCUUGGAUUGGAGGCUCUACAAUGGAAUGGCCAGCAAUGAGCUGUCCUGUCCAGAAAAUUUUUUUUCUUCUUUUCUGUGGCACAUUGGUUGCGGAGUGGUGGAUAUGGCUUCUCCCAGCGAUAGGAGGUCAUGGCAGUAGCAGCAAGGUCAUUCUCCUGGCAUUUGGCACUAUUGGCAGUUGUCGCAAAGUUCCUCCAGUGAUUGGGCACGGCAGCACCGGCAGAAGUGAACUCUUCAAGAUGGUGGCACCGGCAAGGUGCAAUCAGCCACUGGAGCAGGACUCGGAACCCGGUGGCGGCCUGGCCUGGCAGCAGAGCCAGGUACUCUUGGUUGCGGGACGAAUUGAUAAUGGAAGAGUAAAUAUAAUGCUCACAAGUGAUAUCACAAACGAUUCUAGCAGUCAGACUGGACCAACACUUAUGGAACAAGCACUACGUGUCAUGUUAAAGGAGCUCUUUGACACUAUAUUACAUAGGAAACAAUGGCCUAAUUGUAUUAUCGCUGGAUCCAUAGACCCAGUUCAUUGUAGAAUGCAAGAUUUACGGUUCUAUCAAACAGCUCUCACAAACAGAGAAAUUCAUGAAGUGUUUUCUUGUAAAUUACCAUACAUACACACCCAAAUAAAUUGUUGUUGACCAAGCUCCCAUCCACAAGUUCAUCAACGUUUACAAAGAUACUGCAUUCCAAAUGGAGUUGAAGAUGCAACUAAUGUCUGGCUUCUUCAACUGAAUUUGAACUGUCAACCAUUGACCCACAUCAAUGAUAAGAAUAUUGGCUCAUCAUGGAUCUCCUCUGUUUUUAACAAUUUAGUUCAUUUGGAAGGUGGAGUCAGCGUAACUAUUGAUCUGCAGAAUGGACCAUAUAAGGUCUUCUAUAUUAUCUUGCAGUUUAGUAGCCCUCAAUCAGAAGUUGUUAAGGUUAGAAGGGAUGACAGGAAACUAGAAUAGCUAGAUUGGCAGUAUUUUGCUCGAGACUGCAUAAGUACCUUUGGAAUAGUCAAUAGUAGCCCCCUUGAAUAUCCUGAUGCUGUGAAUUGCCUUCGGUUUCCUCAGUAUGUUCCAUGCUCAGGUGGAAAUGUGACUUUCAACAUAUCGGCUUCUGAACCAAGCAGGCGUCCUGGGUACAAUGAAUUUUGUGAUUCUCCAGCUCUACAAGAAUUUGUCAAGGCUACUCAUGUAAGAAUUCACCUGAGAGACCAAUACCGGUUAGAAGAGAAGGUGGUAGAAGAGCUGGAAGACAGUGAUGAAGAAGAUCAGCCCAUUCACUCUGACAUUUGUAACCAGCCAAGUAUUGACUUUGCAAAUGCAGAUAGGUCACUUAAAUCUGGAGUCAAUUUUGUUCCACUCUUCAUUGACAAGCCUUUCCAUCAAGGUGAACUGAUUCAUGCUUAAACCACAAAACCUUGCCAGUGCUAUGAUCAGGCCAUCAGCUGCCACCAUAACACUUUAACAGAUCCAUUCUCUCAUGACUAUUUCCAAGAUGGUGGUGGAAUUUGUGAUAACUGUCAACAUUGCUGUGGAAUCCAUGAGGAUCCAACGGGCGGCCUGCAGGCUGAUCCAAAAUGCAAAUUCUUGAAGUGCAAUGGUGCAAUUCAUGCUACACAAGCGAAUGGCUCAGAAUCCCCAAUGAUCCACUGCUUGUCUUGUUCACAAAUAAAUUGUGAAUGGUGUAGAGACUAUUUUUACUGAAAAGUAGAUGUCUGCCACUCAGCAACUGAUGUGUGCAAACCUUGUGAUUGCUUACAAUCUGGAGUUAGAAAUGGGAGCCUCCUGUGUGAUCAGAUUGGAGGCCAGUGUAAAUGCAAGAGAUGCAUGUCUGGCAGACAGUGUAAUCAGUGCCAGGAUGGAUUCUAUAAUCUGCGCUUCUCAGACCCUGAUGGCUGCAUUCCUUGUAACUGUAAUACCUUUGGGACAGUGAAUGGAGAUAUUACCUGUCACCAAAAUUCAGGUCAAUGCAAGUGCAAAGCAAAUGUUAUCGGAAUAAAAUAUCAACAGUGGAGCUUUGGCAUCAAACUACCGAACAGUUCAAAUUCAGACAAAUGUGAACCAUGUAACUGCAAUAUUAAUGGUUCUGCGAACCAGAUCUGUACUCCUUGCAGUGGACAGUGUAACUGCAAGGCAAAUAUCAAAGGAUUUCAAUGUGACACUUGCUUGGGUAAUUUCUGUGGACUAGGUGCAGGUAGCUGCGAGGCUUGUGAGUGUGACUCAGCAGUAUCAAUCCUUGGAUUCAUAAAUGACUCGAAAACAGGUCAGCGUGUUUGCAAACCUAACAUUGGACUACAGUGCCUAGAUGGCUAUUACAAUCUAUGUUCAAGUAAUUCCUUGGCCUGUUUACCCUUGAAUUGUGACAAAGCAGGUACAAUAAAUAGAUCAAGUGGUUGUGAUAAAUCCACAAGCCAAUGUCUAUGUUUUGUACAUCCUUCAGGUAAUUUCACUGAUUGUUUGCCAUGUGAGUACCAUCUAAUAGGAUCAAGGCAUCAGAUUUGUUACAGGACAAUCGAGACCCUUCACUGCCAACUAUGCAAUUGUAACCCUGCAGGCAGUGUUAAUAGCACUUGCCACCAAACAAAUGGAGCAUGUUUCUGUAAGCAGUUUGUAACUGGUUUAAAAUGUGAUGUGUGCAAUAUGAGCCACUUGGAUGUGAACAGCACAUUUGGCUGCAGUAGAAAUAAGUCAUUAUUUUUUCUGCAAAAUUUGACUGCAGUUAAUAUAUCAUGGAGUCUACCUGAUGCACCAAACUCUAAUAAGCUCACAUAUACAUUGUGCAGAGAUGGAGUACAAAUUCAUUCAGUUCAGGAUACAUAUCCAUCUGCUAUUCUCAAAAGCUUCAGUGAUACUGGUUUGGCAUCUUACACAAGCCACUGUUAUUAAAUUGUGGCAAGUAAUGUUCAUGGUAGCACAAGGAGCAGUGUUUUCAUCGCCAGCAUUCAUAUCCAGUAUGAUGCUCAAAGAUCUGCUUCAAACUUGCAAGCAAGCCUUGAAGCUGUUAGCGUUGAUUUUGCAACAAUACUAGAAGCUGAGAGACAAAAACAUGGCAUCAACUGUGAACUGUCAUCAUGGCACAUACCAAUCAUUGGCAACAUUGACUUGGUAAAAGAGGUCAACGAACCACGUUAUGAAAACACAUCAAUUCCACCACAGACUCAUACAAUGGUUACUAAUUUAGCACAAUUUACUGUGUAUGAAUUUCAAGUGCAUGCAAUUAAUAUGGCAGGCACUGCACUCUCUCAGUGGUUCACCAUCCCUGUUGGCAAUUGGAUCGAAUGUGUUACAAGUGAAAUUAGCUCAGGCCAAACAUUAGCUGCAGGUUUCAAUUCAGUGGAAUCAAAUGGUGCAGAUAGAGAGCCAAUGAAGAGUAAACCAAAUUUGAGUAUUUUCAGCAUUACUGUGGCCUUCAACCACUUUGUCCAUGCUGAGAGAGACAGACAUUUCCCUAGUCAUGGCUACUUCAAAUUUCUGAGUUCAACUCUGCCUGUCAACACAUCCUUUAACGGUAUAAAACUCAGCUUCAGGACCAGUCAACCCAAUGGCUUGAUUUCCUUUGUUGUGUCAGUGGGAAACCAGGACGAGUAUGUUGUGCUGCAGAUACGAAAUGGGCAUCCUUUCUUUCUUUUCGAUCCACAGGGUUCUGCUGUUGCAGUUACUCCGAUUAAUGACAAAGGACAAACACAUAAUGAUAAUCGGUGUAGAAUGCUGGUGAUGAAUUACAAAGCCAUGAAAACAAGUAGCUCUUAUGAUGAUAUAACUGGUGACAGUAGAGUUGCUAACAAUUCUCCUGUUAUGUCUCAAGAACCAUUGGAUUGGAAUAAUGCUGAAGAAAAAGUUGUAACAUAUCGCAGCUGGGAGGGCUGUCCUAGUGUUCUUGUGGGUGGAGCACAUUUCCUAGGACAAGCAAAAGUAUUUAGAGUAUAUUCAAGUGCUUUUUCUGGUGGGAUACAAUUUGAGGUUUCAUUUCAACUAAAGACAGACAGGUUGAAUGGUUUGCUUUUCUUUGCUUACAGUAAAGAAACAAAGACAAACCUCAAUACUGAAUUGCACUCUAUAAUUUUGAGCUUCACAUUUAAUGCAAAUUCAAGUACAGUGCAAGUUGUCUUUUGUUUGGGAUCUUCUUAAUGUGAUGAAAAAUGGAAAAGAGUUAUACUCAAGAAGCAAGGUACAGUGACAUCAGUGAAUGUAAAUGGACAAAUUAAGUCAAUAAUGGUCGCUGAGGAAGAAGAACUCAAAAUAAACUUCCCAGUCUUUCACGCUGGGAGCUUAACUGAAGCAGUAUGUGUUAUUGUCAAUCUGGAUGGAUGCUUGUCAUCUGACAGGAUUGGUAACUGCAAAGAAAAUAACUUCAUUGUUGUAUACACCAGGAAGGAACAUGUAUAUGAUAACGGUUUGCAUCCAUUUCCUCUAAUGUUGACAGAUGUGUGGGCUUCAUGUGGACUUCUGGUCUUUAUCCAGCUCUUUUUUUUCUUUCCAGUUCCACAAAAUGUGUCGACUCCCUCAAGAAUUCACAGUAUAAAUGGUUACAGAGUUAAGGUGAGCUGGGACGAGCCAGCUGAGGUCAGAGGUGUAAUUGAGAAGUACAUUUUGAAAGCACACAAUGAGGACAGUCCCAGCACGCCCCUCAUCAGAGCCAACUUCACUGACACCCGUUCCCUGGCAGAAAACUUGACUGAUCUGAUUCCUUUUACAAAUUAUAGAAUAGCACCGAGUGUCUGCACAUUGGCUGACUUUUCAGACAGUGCACAUGCCGGCUAUUCUCCACAUCAGCUCGUGCUUGAAGCAUGCACAGUUGUUGGCUAUGCAAACAGUUCGCAGAUCAUUGUGUAAAUCCUGGACUCAAGAAGCAUAUAUGUGCAAUGGAGUGAACCUGUAGAAAUUAAUGGUCAUCUUGAACUUUACUUUUUAUAUGCCAUUGCCUCUCGAUCUUGUUGGCUCUCAGCCGUGAGACGGAAUAAAAAGAAUUCAGCUGUUAAAUUCUGCCAGAUCUCUGAGAUACUCAUAAGUGCAGACUUCGUGCGCAUUACCCCAGUCACUUUCUACCAUUUCUGUUACUAUCAGGGCUAUUCGCUUGAAGGAGGAUGGACAAUGAGUUCAGCUAGUAUUGCUAAGACUGAAGACAGAACCCCAGAAAACGUUUCUGUUCCUAUUGUCCGCUCUUCUGCAUCCAAUUCCUUUAACAUUUCCAGGCCAGAACCUGGGUUACCAAAUGGUAUUAUCAUAAAUUAUGGGCUGUAUCUGAAUGGAGUGUUAGUGGAAAACUCCCCUUCUUUCCUUGGCUGUCACAUUAAUGAUCUAACACCAUGGAGUCUCCAUAACUUCAGAGUUCAAGCUUGUACAGCUAAAGGCUGUGCAUUAGGUCCCCUGUUAAAUGUGGGGAUGCCUUAUGAUGCUAUGAUAGCAUUCCUGCUUCUGAACCAGAAGCUCAUGGACUUGUUAGUUAUGGAAGUCCCCUAUUUCAACUACAGAAUUCAACUAAAUGACUCCAAUCGCUAAGGAUAUGUGGCAAGUGAUCUUGCAGCAAUAAAAUUGCCUCCUGGAGCUCCAGAUGGUGUGCUGCCUCCAAGGCUCUCAUCUGCCACUUCGACCAGUCUUCAGGUUGCCUGGUCUACACCAGCUCGUAACAAUGCUCCAGGCUUGCCCAGUUACCAGCUUCAGACAAGGCUGCUACAUUCCUUUGCAGAUUCUGUGUAUCAGAUUAUGCAGCCAGAGAAAAUAAAUGUCAAGCAAUUAAAUGUAGAAGAACAAGGACCAGUGGAUCCACCUCUUCUGCUGAAUAUCAGAUCUCAAAACCUGUUAUUGGUAUGGGAACAGUGUAAUGGUUACAUUACUCAGUAUCAAAUUUAUUAGGAUGGUUUCAGGCUGGCCACAUUACCAAGCUGCAUUAGCUAUUCUCUGAACUAUCUACAUGCAUACUCUGUGCAUGUUUUCCAAGUGGAAAGUUGUACAACAGCAGGAUGUUCUCUGUCACCAGAGUCGCACCUGGUUCAAACAAUUAAGAGAGUUCCUGAGAAUAUUUCUGAUCCAGAACUUUAUUCAGGCACUCCAAUUUCUGUGCUUAUAGCAUGGAAUCCCUCAGCCUAUUCCAAUGGUAUUAUUGAUAGCAUAUUAAUGGAGAUGGAAGUUAAGGGGACAGAAGAGAUUUUUACCCUCAUGAUUGAAAUUCUGGACAGCCUGAGAUAUGUCGAUAACUCUGUGAGCCCAAACCCUAGGAUUACUUAUAAAAAUAGGACCCUAGUAAGCACUGUCAGUGGUGGACCAAAUAGCAAUGCUUCCAAUGAGGACCACAGGCUUUCAAGACCAGCUAUAGUGCAGCCACCACGAAUCCAGGUUCUGAGUCCAAAUUCAGUUGAUGUUACUUGGCAAGCUCCUUUGAUAUUAAAUUGUGAAAUCCUUCUUUUUGAAAUUCACAUGCCUGAUCCACACAUCAGAAUUGUGAAUACCUCUAGUAUGCUGCAAUACAUUGGGCUGGAUCUAUUCCCUUUUACCAAUUAUUCAGUAAUGAUUGUUAUUUGCACCAGUGGUGGAUUUAUAGGGGGCUGCACUGAAAGUUUGCCAACUAGAGUGAUUACUCACCCCACAGUUCCUCAGGGUAUUAGCUCCUUGGUUGUAAACCCUGUUAAUGAGUCAUUCAUUACUGUUUCAUGGCAGCAUCUCACAGGGCCAAAUGGACCGAAUAUAAAAUAUGAGUUGCUAAGGCACAAAUCUGAACAACCACUUGCAUCAAAUCCCCCUGAAGAUUUAAAUCUUUGGCCGAAUAUUUACUCAGGGACACAAUUGUACUAUGAAGAUAAAGGUCUUAACAGCUGGAAUUUAGACUGUUUUUCCUCUUCAUUUAUAGAGCCUGAAGGCAUGCUACCUCCGGAGGUCAAUGUGAUCAAUAGUACAGCUGUUCAUGUCAUCUGGACAUCACCGUCAAAACCAAAUAGUCUUGUCACCGAAUAUUCUAUUCAUGUGAAUAAAAAGCAGCAUAAUACUGAUAUGCAUUUACCCAGGCCUUUUAUAUUGACAGACCUUUAUCCAUUUACUGUAUAUAUGAUAAAGAUUGAGGUAUGCAUACUAUAUGGCUACACUAAAAGCAACAAUACCCAAGUCACCACCCUUGAACAUAAACCAUCUAAUAUAGCUGCACCUCAUAUACAUGUCAUGAAGUCAAGAACUCUUAGAAUUGAUUGGCUCCCUAGACGACCAAAUGAUAUCAUCUAAGGAUAUGAAAUUAGGAGAAGAACAUUGCAUCAAUGUGUCAUAACCAAGCAAUACCCUUUCACAGAUCCCAGCCACCAUUUUGCUUAUGUGGAUAUUCUUUAUUGUGAUGGAGUGCUGUACAGCAGUCAGCCAGGCUAUGCUUGCUGUGAAGACAGAUACAUUGUGUCAAGUUUGAAUUCCUUCGUAGUUUGUUGUGGUGGGUUUCUCCACACUUUACAACCUGGAUUUCACUGUUCUGGGACUUACUACAUCAGAGUUCUGCCAGUAUCUCUUAUCGAACCAGGCAUUAUCAUACAUUACAUUGUUCUACGCGAUGGGACUGUGUGUUUUUGUGGGACAGGCUUCAGUUUCACGGACACUGGCAGCAUUCAGCCAUACCAGGAAUACAUAGAACUGAGAGCUUGCACAAUUGCUCAGUGUGCAGAUAGCAGCAAGGAGGGUCUUCAGCCACACACUGACCACAGUUUCACAGUGAUUGUGUGCACUUCUGCUGGAAGCAGCACAAGUCCAUUUGCACCAGGCCAGACUCUGCAAGCUUCUCCUGAAGGUAUUUGGCCAAACGCUUAUCAUAUUACUGUAAGCCCCAACAUUGUGGAACUCUAUUGGACAGUGCCAAUAAAGCCAAAUGGGUUCACCAUUCAAUACUAUUUACUCCGCAAUGAUACAGUCAUCUUCACUGGUGGCAGUGUAUGUCUCAACCAUAUAGAUACUGGCUUACAGCCCAACACAAGAUUGCAGACCAACACAAGAGGAGGGAGUGGUAGAAGUGAAAUUUAUGUUGUUCAAACAGCAGCAUCAAUGCCAGAGAAAACUUUAGUUCCAUAUAAUGUCACAGUAGCAUCCAUCUUCAUUGUUCACAGCUUGGACUCCACCUGUAUAUCAGCUGGUUGUGGAGCUGGUGAACGAACAUACAUAAAGAUGGUGGAAGCAUCAUCCAAUAUCAACAGCCUCCUGUCCUAACAACAGUUGUUUAGCAGUUGGAAAGUCAAAUGGCUUCUGCCUGAAAAGCCGAAUGGAAUUUUAUCGCCUGUUGGGACUCAGGAAGAACUGCUGAUUUUCGUUUGGUCUGAAGGUGCUUUGGAGUUUAUAGAUUCUUUCAGAUAUGCGUCACCUUAUACUGGAUAUCAGUAUUGUGUCAGAGCUCAUAACUCCAGGGGAUCAGCAGACUGUCUGUGGGUUUUCAUGCAAGCUCUUGAAGCAGCUCCUCAAGGCAUGGUUGCUCCCUUUGCUCAAACCACAAGUGUAUUCUCGGUCAUAUUGCACUGGACUGUAAUCAGUAUCUGUGGCUAUUUUGUUCAUGAGAAAAACAAUCAGAGAAAACAAACAUACAAUAUUUAUAGUGAUGGCAAUUUGGAGUAUAGUGGUUUGUUCUGUCAGUUCUUAUGUUGAUGCCUAGAGCCUUACACAGUCUAUACGCUCAAUCUUGAAGCUUAUACCAAGCAGGGGUGUAAGCAUCUUCCACCACAAGAAGUAAGGACAGACAAAGCAUUGCUAAUGUCUCAGCCUGCACCUACAGUUGCAAAUGGAAAAAUAAUGCAAUAUGACGAGUUUCAUAAAGAUAAUAGACAGUCUUUAGCUGAAAAAGAGAUUAUAUUCAGAGACUAUGAGACUGACAAAAAUGAAUAUGUAUUUAUUGAUAACAAUUUAAUACCACAUACAAAGUAUGAAUAUAAAGUACCUAGUUGGACAUGCAGGCAGUCUGUGGGUGGUUCUGAAAACCAGUCAGAUGCACCUAUUGGCCUUCCUUCUCCUGAGGUUCAACAUGUACCAGAUAAUCCACAUAAGAUAGUAAUCUCCUGGUCUCCUCCAGAAAAGAUCAAUAGUGUUCUUCAGUCCCAUAGACUACAAAGGAAUGAACUUCUUUUUUGUUUCAGUUUUCAUACUGUAAUGUGUAAAUGUACAGAUGAAGGCCUGCUUACAAACACUGUUUACAGCUAUCCAGUGAUUGCUGUAGAGCAGGAGGCUGCUGUUCCAGUAAAACAACUGGCUGCUACACCAGUAAAACAACUAAAACACCAACACUUGAAACUGCUCCAGUUUUUUACUUUUCUUAUCUUAAUUGCCUUCACUAAUGGUGGUAUCUCCAGCUCAUUUAUAAAUUAUUGGACACUGGACACAACUUCAUCUAAUAUAAAACCCAAGCUACAAGUUAUAUGGAAGGAACCAACCAACCCUAAUGGGCAGAUCAGAGUUUGUGAACUCAGGCAGGAUGGGCUGCUCAUUCAUAUAAGCCUAGAAACUCGGUAUCAUGACUUCACUCUGACACCAGCUGUGGAGUACAGUUAUACAGUUGCUGCCAAUAAUAACCAAGGAAACUCCAUCAGCCCACCUUCCAAAGCUAGGACUAAUCCUUCAGGUCUUUCUGGAAUGGCUCCUCCAAAACUAUGUGUAUUACCCUCUAAAGAUAUCAUUGUAAAUUGGCAACCACUUGCUCAGACCAAUGAACUGACUGUCAACUGCACGAUGAUCUGCCAUGAUCUCGCCACAAUUGAUCUUCAAGCUUUCACGUUUUCUCCACCUUACACAUUUGAAGUGCAAAUUGAAGCUUGCAUGACCAUUGGUUAUGCUUCCAGUGAAUGGGCCUAAGCACAAACUCUAGGCUCACCUAUUAUGCAACCCAGGCCUGUGAUUGAGCUGCAGACUGACAGAAAAGGAAUGUUUUUAAUAUCAUGGAGUGAGCCCACACAGCCCAAUGGUGAAAUAUUGUUCUAUGAACUACACAGAAGAAAAGAAAUGCAUUCCUCAAGGGAGAGAGCAUUGGUCCUUAUUUACAAUGCAAGAAAAAUCACUCCUCCUACCCAACCAAAUGGAAUUAUCAGCUUGUACAGGUUGUUUGCCAAAACUGCACAUGGCAUUCUAAGUGUACUCUCUGAAGGAACAUUAACACAGCAAACUAUUUAUGGACUGCAGCCUUUUACAACUUAUUCUAUUGGUUUAGAGGCAUGCACUUGUUUUAACUGCUGUAGCAAAGAAUCUGUGGCAAGACUUUUUACUCAGCCAUCAGUUCCUGUCAAUCAGCCUGACUCAUUGGCUCAGAAUAUAACAUCUAUGAGCACUAUUUUGCAAUGGGAUGCUCCACAGUCACCUAGUGGUAACAUUCAAAGUUAUGAACUUCAGAUGCUCACUGCCUAUCCUCAGCCAAUGCAACCAAUAACACAGUCUUUUAUUGCUGAACCCAUUAAAGUUGUAUAUACUGGAAAAGGUCAGAGCUUCAACUUGACAGACCUUCAGCUUCACACAAGUUAUAAUCUUAAAGUAAUAAGCUACAGCUCAGUGGACAGUACAGCCUCCGAGUGGAUUAUCAUUACCACAAAGAAAGAGAUGCCCCAGUACAAAGCACCAUUCAAAGUAACCAGCAACUUGACAGCAAUUUAUUUGGACUGGAGUCAAACAUUCCAGCUGAAUGGAGAACUGAAAGAGUACGUACUGACAGAUAACAACAUUCAGAUUUACAGUGGAUUCGACAGCAGAUUGCAUAUUCCAAGAACAUCUGAUAAAACUUUCCUAUUUCAAGUUAUAUGUACCACAGAUAUGGGAAGCGUAAGUACUCCCACUAUCAAAUAUAACACAGCAACACAUGUGGGUUCUACAAUACCCACCGUUGAGGAGAAAACAGGAGCACCACAAUCAAACACACUGUUCUACAAUGAAUUGUGGUUCAUUACAAUAAUGGCAGUCCUUGGAUUGCUGUUUCUGGCUAUAUUCUUGGCUAUCCUACUGCAAAAGGCAAUAAGUAAACAACCAUUCAAACGAGAGAGGCCUCCUUUAAUUCCACUGCAAAAGAGGACUAAUCUGCCUAAUGAAUCCUUCAUGGGACUAACUGACACAAAAAUCGCAGAACGUGGAGCUCAAAUCAGUAAUUCCAACAUCUCAGUGCUUUGUGUGCCAAGCCAGAGUCAGCUUGUUCUCAGUGACGCCUGUUCUCAGACUUCUCUGCACCGCAGUGUCAGUCAGCUAAUUGAUACCCAUGACAGAAAAUCCCUCAUUGAGGACUCAGUUUGGGACUCUCUUGGACAGGGUCGUGACAGUGGAAUGUACCCAGAUGAUGAUGAACUAUUUGAGUCAAUUAAAGGUUUUAGUUCAGUUACAAAGGAGCACACAAUAUUCACAGACACUCAGCUGUAA